AUGGAGCCUCAUUCAAAUGAGUCUGGGUUGCACAACGAAAUUGCGCUCGUACAGGCCAUGUAUCCGGAUGAAACAAGUUAUGAUAUAAAGAGCUCACGGCUAAACUUUAAGCACUUGAAGGGGGAGAUAGAACUACGGCUUCCCGCUAGCUAUCCAUCGUUGUCUACGCCAGGCCUGAUCUCAGCUACUGGCCCAAGCAAGUGUGACUUGAGAGCAGAGGUAAAUCAAAUCCUUGCCAGCCAGCAGGCCGGGGAGCCGUGCCUGGACGCCAUCAUCGCUGAAUUUGUCGCUCUGAUUGAGAAAUUGGCGACAGAAGCACACACGACAGGAAGCCCGAGUUCAACAGCACGUGGUUCGGACCAGAGUAAGACCACCAUCAUCUGGCUUCACCAUCUGCUCGCUACCAGCAAGAGGAAACAAGCGCUCUGGCCUCAAGUACUUGGCGCGUCAGAGAUCAGCGGCAUCACAAAGCCGGGAUAUCCAGGCGUCAUGAUAUUUUCUGGUCCAAGCAAUGACAUCGACGAACAUGUACACACUUUAAAGCAGCUGCGUUGGCAGGGCUUCCAAGUCCGGUGUGAGACAGAGGGCAGGUGGUCAUUCAAGCACGGACGUGGUAUCGUUGAAGUUGAAUCUAUGGCAGAAGUGGUCAACGACUUGGAGGAGGUCAGAGAACAGAGGAAUAUUUUUAUGGAGGCCAUGAAGAUGCAAUAA
Messenger RNA from Verruconis gallopava, 711 nucleotides. RefSeq lists its product as uncharacterized. The transcript has a single exon. The record is from RefSeq and is a predicted model, not a curated record. The coding region runs from base 1 to 711 and encodes 236 amino acids. Lineage: Eukaryota; Fungi; Ascomycota; Dothideomycetes; Venturiales; Sympoventuriaceae.